AUUUUGGCCCAAAUCUAUUCUUUUUAAUACGGAAAUUAAGCAGCAGACCAACCAAAGCAGGCCCGAUAUGCCCUUACCAAAAACACUUUCCUAAAGUUUGGUUCAAAGUGAAAUUGCUCAUGGGAAUUACUUCAUUAAUCAAAUUCAUGGAAAUUUUCUAGAGUUAUUUGGUUUGUAAUGUGAGAAAUAACUUUUCGUAGAAAUUUCUACUUACCUGGGAUUAGGUAACACAUUUAAAACAAGGUUGUGGUCUUGGCAGAAUAUUUCCAUGAUUUCUUUGUUAUUGCCGGUGAGGAUGAUGUGAUGGCGGUAAUGAUAAAGACGGUGGCUGACAAUGGUGAUGGCGGGUGAGAGUGUGAGACAAGGCAUUAAUAGGUGAGGGCCCGAGUAAAGAUGCCGUAUGCCGGGCCAGACCCAUGGGCCUAACGGACAGGGUCCAAGCUAGGCCCACUCUGCAUAGUGACGGGCCGGGCUGAAAAAGUUUAAAACAGGGCCCGUGCCCACAGGCUUUGUGACGGGCCGGGUCAGGCCGUCGUGCCUAAGCCUUAUUUUACUAAAUUUAGCGUGCUUUGUCGUGUUGGGUCGAGUCACGCCGUGCUUUUAAAAAAAAAUACGGUCCAGGCCCGGCCCAUGACUGUGUGUCUGUGUCGUAUUUCGGCCGGACCCGGCCCAAAGCCAUUUUUAGGCCCGAUAGGAGGCGGUGGGGUUUUAUUUUGAAGGGUAAAAUUGUAUUUUCACUAAUUAAUGGAAGGCGUUUUCAGUAAACACGGCCACACGGGUAUCAAAUAAGAAAGUAAAUUGUUUGGAAAAAUUAACUUUAAUUGGGGUCCAAGUACUACUUCUUAAUUCUUAUGCCCUUCGUUUUUUGCAGAGGAAGUUUAAUAUAGACGGAAUUCAAUCAUCUUGAGUUCCAAUUUUGCAGUCUGCUGCUAAAAGAAUCAACAUUUCUCGCAACGCUGCCGCCAAAAAUACUAACCAUUAAUUAUUUAAAAUUUACCCCUUUUCUUAAUUUAGUGUUUGCAGACUGCAGAGGGAGUUGAUGUGUGCAAAAUUACUUAUUUUCUGUGUUUUAUACCGUCAAUAAUGACGAAGAUCCGGCAAAAGAUGCAUAAUUUAUCCCAAAAUUGCCAAGAAAAAGAUGAUUGCUCUGUAAAACAACAUAAAGAACAGCCCCAAACCUCUUCAACCUCCAAUUGCAUGCCCUCGAAUGGAAGAAAUUCCAAGUGGGUGUCAAAGAAUCGGGUUUUCGGUGUCGAAAAGUCGGGUCUUGGGCCGGAAUGUGAGGUGGGCGGGCCCAAUUCUGGGGAGAUAGGCUGUGGGUAAGAGUUGAAUGAGAGAGAAAGUGAGGCAGGUGAGAGAAAUUGUGGAGUUGAAGAGGAGACGAUUGAAGGGUGUGAGUUGAGUAAAGAAGGUGGUGAUGGUGUUGAUGAUUUUAUUAGAAGAUCGGAAGAGUUGUAGUUUGAGGCUGAAGAGGUUGAAUUGUCUGAAGAACAGAUUCAAAUUAAUGAUCAAGUUCAAGAGGAUGAGGUUACAUCAUAAUUAAAGUUGUGUACUUGUGAGAAACUACAUUGACUCAAUUCCGCAGAGGCGCAGACUUGUUCUAAUUAUGUCUUGUGUAUAUCAUCUGUUAAAUUUGUCAGUUGCUUGCUAUGGAGUCCAUAUAUGGAGACAAUGUCUAUAUCCUUGAUAAACGACAAGGCUUGCGAUCUUUCCAGAUCCACAUAAACAUUGAACUUCCUGAUUCAUAUUCUGUAUCAACAAAACUAAAGGAAGAUGAAUCCUUACAAACUUUUAAAGUCCAGUGUCUGUCACCAAUUAUAUUGACAUGUUUGUUACCUAGAUCGUACCCAAGUCAUUAUCCACCUUCUUUCACAAUCUCAGUUCAGUGGUUACAUGAAUCUGAAAUUUCCCAGCUUUGUUCCAUGCUUGAUUUACUGUGGAAUGAGCAACCAGGGCAAGAGAUCCUGUAUCGGUGGGUUGAAUGGCUACCGAGUUCUUCUCUUCAACACCUUGGUUUUGAUGAAGAACUUUCUAUUGGACCGUACAAUGUGGAAAGUGUGGAAAGUGUUUCAGAUAGACGUUCUUUCUCUGGAAGUAUUUCUCCUGACAUUGAUGUUGCUUCAAUGAAGAGUUACAAUUCAGAGAGACAACAUGAGAACUUUCUCAACGGCUGUCAUGAAUGUUGCAUCUGUUUCAGCGAAUUUGCAGGAACAAAGUUCUUGAGACUGCCAUGUGAUCACUUCUUCUGUGUAAAAUGCAUGACGACUUAUGCUGAAGUGCUUGUGAAGGAAGGCACAGUAAACAAGCUGCAGUGUCCCAAUACUAAAUGUGGUGGUAUGAUCCCCCCUGGUUUAUUAAAACGACUACUGGGUGGUGAAGAAUUUGAUCGUUGGGAAUCAUUGAUGUUACAGAAAACCCUUGACGCAAUGCCUGAUGUAGUUUAUUGUCCCAGAUGUGAAACGGCAUGUCUAGAAGAAAAAGACCAUCAUGCUCAAUGCUCAAAGUGCUUCUUUAGCUUCUGUUCACUUUGCAGGGAACGGCGUCAUGUGGGGUUAGCAUGCAUGACACCGGAGAUGAAGCUUAAAUCCUUGGAGGAUCAGCCAAUUUUUUCCCUUCUCAAGGAAAGUCAAAGACGUAAGCAGCGUAUUGUGAUGAAUGAACUUCUCAGUGUGAAGGAAAUACUCCGUGAUGCCAAGCAAUGCCCAUCAUGUAAGAUAGCUAUUACUAAAAACGGAGGUUGCAACCAUAUGGUUUGCCGUCAGUGUGGGCAGCGCUUUUGCUACGGCUGUGGCAGGUUGACCGGAAUGUGUGAUUGUCAUCAUUCUCCGGCUGAACCAGUGAUUGAGCCGGAGCAAAACAUGGCUCUCCAAGUCCGCCAAAUCCUACGUGAGUUACAAGUUCAAAUGGUACAUGGAAAUUCCCGGCCUUGUCCUUCUUGUAAGCAGUUCAAAGCUAAGGUUGGAAACAAUAAUCAUAUCUUUUGCUGGGCAUGUCAAAACCACUAUUGCUACCUUUGCAGAAAGAUGGUGCGGCGUAGCUCUGAGCAUUAUGGACCCAAAGGCUGUAAACAGCAUUCAGAGGGAUAGAUAAACGGAACACAUGCAGAGAGAGAAUACAAGAACUCGUGAGUUGAGUUUCUGGAUUUCUAGAGUUUCAGGCAAAUGAAAUGUGUUUCAUGUAGGCUAACAACAAAGUCAUCUGGUUGGGUAAACGGGAGGAAAAUGGGUGGGCCAUAUCCGUCAGGGAACCACCGGUCAUGGAUUGGCAUACGUAAAACAGGAACUGAUUCUUCGAGCUUUGCUUUAUGAGUCUCGGACCAGACAUUCCAGAAAUGCCAGUAUGAAGUCCCAUCUCCAAGAGCAUGAUUCAUGGAGCAGCCAAUGAAAACCCCAUCUAGGAGCUCAGUAACUUUAAUCGUCAACAAAGACCUGUAAUUAGGGGUGAGCAAAAAGUCAGGGUACCCUGAAUUGCAAGCAUUUUGGGCAUAACGCAUUUUUUUUAUGGUCCGGUUCCUUAUUUUGGGUAUUCCACUUUAGAAUUAGUGUGUACAGGGUAACAAAAAUGUUACCCGGAACCAGAACCUGCACAUUAAACAUGACCAAAUUUGUUGCAACAGGUUUUGGUUCCGGUUCUCAUUUUCAGGAACCUGUUGCAACAGGUUCCGGUUCCCAUUUUAAGGAACAUGUUGCAACAGAUUCUGGUAACAGGUACCUGUUAUGCUCACCUUACCUGUAAUGGCCGUCAUAGUUAACAGCCCCGUCAUGGUCAAAAAACGACUGGACAACUUCAGGAACAUCAGUUGGUAAAAGUAUGUCGGAUAUGGUCAUAUCUAACGUAGCAUGGAUGAACCUCGCACCAGGACCCUUGUUACAGUCGACAAAGACCAAGCACUUUUGUCCCUCUUCUUCAUCUGUUUGUGUUUCAAGAUGACCUGCCAAUGGGUAGAAAUGGACAAGGGUGAGGGAAAGAGAUUUCUUGAGACAUUGAAGGAGUUCGUGUAUGGAGAAUUGUUCAUCGCCUAAGUUUGAUGGUUUGGUGAAGAGAAGACCCUGUUGGAUGUAAUGCGCAAAGAGCAUGGCUAAAUCCACAGGACCCAAGUAGUAUGGCUGUUUGGCUUCAUGUACCUCAUACUUUGGUUUGAUGAAGCAUUCUGAGAUGUGUUUUAACAGUUGAAUUCAUCUUCGGGUUUUUGGAAUUUUAGGGUAAUGGUAUUUGAGUACCUUAUUCAAACAUAAGUUUAAGGGUGGCAAAAGUUGCCUUCAACAAAUCACACUUUAUAAUUAAGUUUUGUGCUGCUGCA
This is a messenger RNA of Spinacia oleracea (spinach), 4300 nucleotides long. RefSeq lists its product as uncharacterized. Gene Ontology annotation, molecular function: zinc ion binding; ubiquitin-protein transferase activity; protein binding. The coding region runs from base 1650 to 3086 and encodes 478 amino acids. Lineage: Eukaryota; Viridiplantae; Streptophyta; Magnoliopsida; Caryophyllales; Amaranthaceae. The transcript is spliced from 8 exons. The record is from RefSeq and is a predicted model, not a curated record. Gene Ontology annotation, biological process: protein ubiquitination.